Clunio marinus is the source of this 1912-nucleotide messenger RNA. Lineage: Eukaryota; Metazoa; Arthropoda; Insecta; Diptera; Chironomidae. The record is from the annotation of a GenBank genome assembly.
AUGACAAGUGGAAAUUUUACGAUUGCAACAACAAUUUGGUACCCGAAAAAAUAAAAUUUCUAGAAAAAGAAAAUCUAAGAAAUUAAAUAUUCUAACGCUAUGGACCCAAUUGUUGAUGGAAGGAUCAUUGAUUGGCAAAUAUCUCGUCAUGAUAUAAGAUCGCGAGGCACAUAUUUGUUAGAAACUGGAAAAUGGAGUGAUUGUACAUUCUUAGUGGGAAGUGAAAAUAACCAACAAACUCUUGCAUGCCACAAGAUAAUCCUCGCAAUGGCCAGUCCUGUGUUCGAGACAAUGUUUUAUGGAAGCUUCAACUCUUCAUCAGAUCCAAUCUUAAUUUCAGAUGUACAAGCAGAUGCUUUCAAAGCUUUACUUGAAUAUAUGUACACGGACAAAAUUAACAUUAAUAAUGUUGACAAGGCUUUUGACUUAUGCUAUGCUGCUAAGAAAUAUAUGUUGCCUUUCGUUGUUGAUCAAUGCACAAAAUUUCUAUGGUCUGAUUUAUGUCCGAAAAAUGCAUGCAGAGCGUAUGAGUUUGCAAAACUCUUCGAAGAGCCGUCACUACAGGAAAAAUGUUUACAAAUUAUUUGUACGAAAACCAUGGACGUCAUUGGCGAUCCGUCAUUUGAAGAAGUUGAAUUAUCGACAAUCAUAACAAUUCUCGACCAAGAUGCUCUCAACGUUGAUAAUGAAUUGGCACUUUUCUUUGCGAUAAAUCGUUUUGCUGAGAAACAAGGACUACGUCAUGACAAUAUAGAAAAUACAGAUCAGAAUCAGAACGAUGAAAAUGAUCAAAUUGACGACCCUGAACCAAUAAAUCUCGAAGCUGGCCCAUCAAACCGUCCCGACCCUCAACCUCAACCAGCAGCUCAGCAACAACAGCGUGUUCAAGAUAUCCCAACAAUUCGCGAUGCUGUAAAGAAAAUUCGCUUCCUGACUUUAACGCCACAACAAUUUGCUGAAGGUCCAGCCAGAACUAAUCUCUUAUCACAGUCUGAAGCUUUUGCUAUAUUAAUGAAUAUCUCAACACCCAACUCAGUUUAUCCAAUGCCAGACAGUUUCACUCUCAAUAAGAAUCCAAGAGUAUUUAAUGUUUUCGCAGAUUCAAGAUCACCAAGUCCGGCAAUACUUUCUGGACCGUCACAGGUUCAAGCUCUUUCAGUUAAUGUUCCACCACCCGCACCAGCUCCAACUGGUGAUCAUAGUUGUCAAGUAAUGCCUCAACUUCCUUUACCAGGGGAUUCUCUGAGUUUUUUCCACAGCUUCCCACAGCGUCAUAUAAGCGAAGAGAGACGAUAUUAUUGUAUUAGAACUAUUCAACAACUAAGAGAAAUUUACAAUCGUUCAGUACUUGAAUCUUCAUUCACAUUUUCGGUUGAUCGAAAUGUCUCCAUACUUGGCAUAACAAUCUUUACCCAAACACGUACUCAGCCAAUUUCAAAUGAAAAUCGUAAUCUUGAUAGAUACAGUGAAAUUAUCUACGCCCAUCUCUUGGAUUCUCAUAGUUCACGAUUAACUUACACACAUUCAAAUCAACGUGUUCCAUACGACAGCGACAGUGAAAUCUUCUUUGAUCGUCCAAUGUUUAUUCAGAGUAAUAAAGUUUAUAAGAUUGGCGUUGCAUUUAACAAAAUUGGAUUCUAUCAGGAACAUUCAGUUCAUCCAACGUUCCGAGCAUCAAAUAUAACAUUCACAUUCAAUACUGGAAACUCAAUAGACACAACACGCGAAGGUCUCAUACGAGGAAUUAUCUACAGCAUGUAACCAUUGGAUGAUUCCGAUUGAAUUCUUUCAUGUCACGGUUAUCCGUGAAAAUAUUAUUUAUGAAUGAUUCUAAAUUAAUAAAUAUCUAUCUAUGAUAAAGUCCAUAAUACUUACUUAUUAUCUUAGCAAAUAAAAAAGGUUUCAAACAAAA